This is a messenger RNA of Ananas comosus (pineapple), 2059 nucleotides long. RefSeq names its product protein trichome birefringence-like 6. The transcript has 5 exons. Bases 209 to 1825 code for a protein of 538 amino acids. The record is from RefSeq and is a predicted model, not a curated record. NCBI's taxonomy places the organism in Eukaryota, Viridiplantae, Streptophyta, Magnoliopsida, Poales, Bromeliaceae. Gene Ontology annotation, molecular function: O-acetyltransferase activity. Gene Ontology annotation, cellular component: Golgi apparatus.
AAUAAAAAUACAAGCGGUGGUUUUGGAAAUUGGAACCACCUCCCACUACCUCGAUAUUUACGGAGCCCACCUUUGUCCCGUGUCUCCUGCGAGGCUGCGACUGCACCACACCCUGCGUACAGUGUCGCUGCUGUUCUCAAACGUGAGAAGUGCUUUUCUCUCCCAUUUCAGAAGCCCCAUUACUCGUUGCUCAUGUGAAGCAGCAGCAAUGGAGAGGCAAAGGAUCUUCUCCCUAAAGCCCAUGAAGCUCCUGGCUCUCUCCUUCACCGUCUCCUCCUCUCUCCUCUUCUGCUUCCUCUUCUCACUCUGGGUUUUUGAUGUCACCCCCUCGGGUCCCGCAGAAGCUCAUUUACAGUUCUUCGGAAGCUUCAAAUCCGCAAAAAAAGGUGCUUUUGCUGCUUCCAGAAGCGAUUUCUCUGGUAAUGCGACUAAAGGUCCUGCUUUGUGGGAAACCCAUGUUGCGGGAGUGGCUAAUUUCUCUAGGGAAGCUGUGGAUUCGACAGUGGAGGUGAAAGAUGCGAUCUUGGCACGAGCCCGUGUCAGGGGAGCGAGUGAUUUAUCUAAAAACGAAGUUGAUGAUGCAGUUGACAGUGAGAAAGAUGGGAUUUUUAAUGGUGCCCAUUUGGAAAGAGCCCAUGUUUCCUCUCAAGAAGCUACUGUAACUAACACAUCCAAAAGCACUUCUUCUGAAGCAGGAGAAUUGAUUAGCAGAGGAAGCCCCUAUGGUGCUUCUGGAGAAAGCACAAACCCAUUAGCGGAAAAGAUUGAGAGUAACAGCACAAAACAAUGUGACAUUUAUGAUGGAAAAUGGGUUUAUGAUGAUGAGAGCUAUCCUCUUUACAGGAGCAAAUCAUGCCCCUUUAUAGAUGAGGGGUUUAAUUGUGAGGCUAAUGGGAGAGUGGAUUUAGGGUUCAUGAAGUGGAGGUGGCAACCUCACCAUUGUAGCAUCCCAAGGUUCAACCCUGUGAAAAUGUUGGAGAUGAUUAGAGGGAAGAGACUUGUUUUUGUCGGAGAUUCGAUUAACCGAAACCAGUGGGAAUCCAUGAUGUGUUUGCUAUGGGGGACCGUAUCGGACCCUAGACGAGUUCAUGAAGCUCGCGGGCGGAGGAUCACGAAAGAGAAGGGGAACUACAACUUUAAGUUCUUGGAUUACAACUGCAGUGUCGAGUAUUACGUGACUCAUUUCUUGGUGCACGAGAGCAAGGCGAGAAUAGGGCUGCGGCGCGUUAAGACGUUGAGGAUUGAUGCUAUGGAUAGGAGUUCAUCAAGAUGGAGGGGAGCUGAUAUACUUGUAUUUAACACUGCACACUGGUGGUCUCACCACAAAACAAAAGCUGGAGUCAAUUACUAUCAGGAAGGAGACCGUGUUCACCCCCGCCUCGAUGUUUCUACCGCUUUCCGAAAAGCUUUAACAACUUGGGCGUCGUGGGUCGACCAACACGUUAAUCCACGCAAAACGCAAGUUUUCUUCAGAAGUUCUUCGCCGUCUCAUUUCAGCGGCGGCGAGUGGAAUUCGGGAGGGCACUGCAGAGAGAGCACCCGACCGUUGAAUGAGACUUCCGAGAGACAAGUUCCUCUCAGAAACUUGGUAUUGGAUCAAGUAGUAAAGCAAAUGAGAACCUCUGUAACUAUCCUCAACAUAACUAACUUAUCGGGGCUUAGAAUUGAUGGGCACCCAUCGAUAUACGGUAAGAAGUUUGAGAAAGUGCAGCAAUCGAGCAUUCAAGAUUGUAGCCAUUGGUGCCUCCCUGGAGUCCCAGACACAUGGAAUGAGCUCCUUUACUUCUAUCUAACAUCGCAUCACAAACCGAUUUUGGCGAGCUAGUUUAUGGGAUGAAAGCCUACUAACCUUGUCAUGUUAAUACCUCUGAAUUGUUCAUCUGUAUUUCUUUUCUUUUCUUCUUUUUUUUUCUUUUUUGUGUUGAGCCCCUAAUUGUUUUAUUUUAUUUUAUUUUAUUUUAUUCUUUUGUGUCUGCUUAUUUGAAUCUUACCUUGAGGCUAUUGGCAUGAUUGUGAGACUAAAUGUACAUGAUAUGAAAAAUAUCGGUAUUUUUUAAUA